UUGUCAACAUGGCAUGGCCUAAUGACUAUCGAUAAUUUAUGAAUAUUUUAUUAAUUUUUGGCUUGUGUAUGUUAUAAAUUCACUUUAAACACAUUCCUUUGAAUAAAAUCGGCACACCAUCUGUUUCUAAAUAUAAGUGCUAAAUCAUAUAAGAAAUAGGAGUGUAUUGUUUAGGUACUCUAUUUACAAGUGUGGCCUGUUAUCGCAUCCAAGCUUUCUGUUUAGAGUGGCUUAUUAUUAUUUACGUUUGUUAUUUAUCAAAACAUAAGCCACGGCGUCGCAAAAAUCAGACGAAUCUAGCCGUCGAGACGCAGACAACCGGUAUAAGAUGCCAGCAGCCAGUUUUGGGUUAUUGUCAGCACUACCAGGAACCAGUGAUUGUGGUAUCAAAGAUGUGUGGAAUCACAACCUUCAUGAAGAAUUCCAAAUUAUCAGACAGAUAGUACAAAAAUACCACUGGGUAGCAAUGGAUACAGAAUUUCCUGGUGUUGUGGCUCGGCCCAUUGGCGAGUUCAGGUCCACAGCGGACUAUCAGUAUCAAUUACUCAGAUGUAAUGUGGAUUUGUUGAGAAUAAUACAGCUGGGUCUCACAUUCAUGGAUGAAAAUGGGAAGACUCCUCCUGGAUACACCACAUGGCAGUUCAACUUCAAAUUCAAUUUACAAGAAGACAUGUAUGCACAAGACUCCAUUGAUUUGCUGCAAAACUCUGGACUUCAAUUUAGAAAGCAUGAAGAAGAUGGUAUUGAACCAUUGGAAUUUGCAGAACUGCUUAUGUCUUCAGGUUUAGUGUUAAUGGACAACAUAAAAUGGCUCAGUUUUCACUCAGGGUACGACUUCGGAUAUCUACUCAAAUUACUGACAGAUCAGAAUUUACCUCAAGAUGAAAAUGACUUUUUUGAAAGUCUGAGACUAUAUUUUCCAACAGUGUAUGAUGUGAAAUAUUUAAUGAAACUUUGCAAGAACCUAAAAGGUGGUCUUCAAGAAGUGGCCGAUCAGCUAGAGUUGAGGAGGGUGGGGCCGCAACACCAAGCAGGAUCUGACUCGCAUCUCACUGGGAUGGCUUUCUUCAAGAUCAAAGAGAUAUUCUUUGACGACAACAUCGAGAGUUCGAGUGGCCACCUGUACGGGCUGGGCGCGCCCUUCUCCGUCAACUCCAACAACUUCCAGGACAACGGCGAGAACGGCAACUCGUCCUGAUCGGCGGAGUCGGUUUGCGUGUCGAGCCUCACACCGCAACCGAGAGUAUUCCAUCACAAGGAGCUGGCUUGAACAUCCUCCUACCUUCACAUUGCAAUAGGGAUGAUGACUUCUUAUCAAACGUUAAAACGCUCGCGUAUGGCAGCUUGUAUAAGAUACAUAGAUGUGACGUCAUAAACAUUUGAGAUAAGUUAAAUCAAUAAUUUAAAAAGGUUAGCAAACUGAAAUCUAACAGCAGACGCAAGUUUUACGUAUUUUGGAAGACCCUCUAUUUGAUAAUUCCUAAGAAAUUAUUUAUUUUUGAUAUAGGCAUCAUCCCAAUUCCCUGUCAAACUGAUCUACUCAGACAUAGCACGAUGGCAGAUCGGAUGUUGGUUAGUCAAUCACAACUGACUUAAGCCAAGAAUUCAGACCUCGAAGUUGAAAUACACAAAGGAACUGUAUGAAGACAGACUUGCAAGUGCUGCUCCUAUGCGCGCUUCGCAAGCACGCCUAGGUGCUGCACUGCAGCCCUCACGCUCAGCGUGACUUCAUACAAUUAAUAUUAUGUACUUAUACCUCAUGGACGAAUAUAAAAAGGUCGGACGGGUUGUCGCUGGACACCACCACGAAGCACUCAAUUAAGCCAGCUCGUCAUGUCGGUACAAGGGAUCACGCACACAUUCACACUAAUUAUAAGCCUAUCAGCCACCAUUAUUUUUGUUUGUUCCACUCACACAUACUUGCACCGCCGCCAUUGCAGUGCUUCAAUCCUUCCUUAGCAACAAGUAGUCUCCCCUUUUUUUAUAAGUCCAUGUUUACCUAGUAAUUCCCGGAAUCGGCUCACGCUUUUAGUGUGACGCUGCUGCCGUCGCGCGUUGUCUAUUAAGAUCUUUAUAUUAAGGAUCUGCGCAGACAAAGGAAUUGUCCGCGAAGGACUAAAGUUUCCACUGUUUUACCACGAUCUUUCGCCUUACUAUUAGUCCAUCGUGUGCGUUAUACGAUGUAGAUCAGCGGGGCGAUUCAGAACACUCGAUUCGGUAAGUUAUCGUAUGAUAAGAUGUAUUUUGAAUAUACAAUUCGUCUUAUCGUACAAUAAUUUACCGAAUCGAAGUGUUCUGAAUCGCUCUGCUGAGUGGCCUAAUUUUGUCCACGAACAAUAUAUCCCUCGGCUGCGCUGGCUGUAAGUUGAAAAAUAUUUGUUCACAUUAAAAAUUGAGACAAAAACUGUUACUUGGUAUGCAUUUAAACAAUAUGUACUUGGUAACGUAUAUAAUAUAUGGUGUAUUUUAAAUAUUAAAAACUAAGUAGAAUGUUAGUUGGAAUUAGCUAUAAAAGUGUUAAGCGGAAGCUACACAAUUUUUACCAUAUUAAUGUAAUCAAGUUAUGCUUGAAAAUCGCUUUUUGAAUCGACAAGUAAUACAAAAUCAAGUAAUACAAAUGUGUAAUAAUAAUCUAUAUUAUUCAAGAUAUUACAAAAAUAUGGACGUUUUAAAAUUUGACUAAGACAUUGUGAUUUGUGACACUUUGGUUAUUAUAGGCUCACUAAAUAUAAAGCUUCUGUAGGUGUAUGCAUAUUAUUAAAUUUAUAUUUCCUUAGAUUACAUACCUGUCUAGCGAAACACAACAUACACAAUUCUGCCGUUUUCCUGCUCAAAAGCACGUAAAACGCGAGAUGUCGUCGGACACAUCAAAAAUUAAGCUUCUUUUGCAUUGUAUGUAAAUAUAUAUUUUUGGGUUCACUGAUAUGAGUGUAAAAACGCAAUGCCCAGCCAAUAAACUGCGUUGUAUUGCCGCGUUCAUUCUUUUCACUUUUUGAGAAUAAGGUUCCCAUUCCAAAGGUCAUAUGCGAAGUUUUACUGUUUACUGUAAAAACUUGAAUUUUUUUUUAGUGUUAAGAAAUGAGUCAGUUUACAGUUUGUCUGUGUAUCGUUUAUUUUAACGUAGUAGCCAAUUCUGUUGUACACAAUCUCUAAUUGAUUUGGUGUCAAUUAUUUAUUGACACCAAAUCGAAUGCUAUCCUUUUCUUUCGUGAGCAUUAUGAAAGGAAUAAGUAAUAUAUUUUAACCUGUUAUUUUACUUUAGAGAUUGUGUACAACGAAAUAAACCACAUUGUAGACAGAUAUUAAUCUACGUAUUUUCUAUUUUAAAUAACUGUUACGUGUAUUUAGACUAGUGUUACUUGUAAUACUUGGGAUAGGUUGUAUUUUGACUCUGCAGUGGAAAUUUUGAUGCAUAAUAUGGUCAUUGUUUUAUACAAUUCUUUAAAAAUCCGGUCAAGUGCGAGUCGGGCCUCGCUCUUUUAGGGUUCCGUACAAAAUUAUGAACAUCAUACUUUGGGUGUGUGAAAUAUUUCUUUUCCGUCGAAAAAAAUAUAUUUUUUUUGGCUCCUUUUUCGUGCACUGGAACCAUAAAAAUGAUCAAUGACAUAAUGAUAAUUUUUAAUUCUUAUUCAUUAAGAUAUCAAUUUAUUUUAAUUUUUAUUGUAUUUGUGAUAUUUUGAAUUUUAUUAUAAUUUGUAAAAUUGGACAGAAAUGUAAUUACUACAUUGAUUUAAUUGAAUUAAGAUGAACAUUAUUUUAUGUCUUUAAUAGAUACAUUGAAAC
Maniola jurtina (meadow brown) is the source of this 3783-nucleotide messenger RNA. Its product is annotated as CCR4-NOT transcription complex subunit 7-like. Lineage: Eukaryota; Metazoa; Arthropoda; Insecta; Lepidoptera; Nymphalidae. Bases 329 to 1198 code for a protein of 289 amino acids. Gene Ontology annotation, cellular component: P-body; CCR4-NOT complex; CCR4-NOT core complex. The transcript has 7 exons. Gene Ontology annotation, molecular function: poly(A)-specific ribonuclease activity; nucleic acid binding. The record is from RefSeq and is a predicted model, not a curated record.